Messenger RNA from Bufo gargarizans (Asiatic toad), 4837 nucleotides. It is a transcript of the gene ACE, whose product is annotated as angiotensin I converting enzyme. Gene Ontology annotation, biological process: proteolysis. Gene Ontology annotation, molecular function: peptidyl-dipeptidase activity; metallopeptidase activity. Gene Ontology annotation, cellular component: plasma membrane. The transcript is spliced from 25 exons. Bases 167 to 3895 code for a protein of 1242 amino acids. NCBI's taxonomy places the organism in Eukaryota, Metazoa, Chordata, Amphibia, Anura, Bufonidae. The record is from RefSeq and is a predicted model, not a curated record.
CUCCUCGUCCCUGUGAAUUGUGCCAUUGCUACAGGAUGGAGAGGGGCAGCCGGUGCCGUCUUAUCUCCGGCAGGAGGUAGCACCAGAGGGCUGGCGCUCUCCCUCGUCUUUAUAAAGGACCUUGUCACCAGUCAGUGUGUCUUGCUCUACCCACAGGGGGAGGGGGAUGAAGGUGAAUCGGGGACCACCUGGCCGGCACAGCCCGGGGAUGAUGAGGACUGUAGUCUUGGUGGUGCUGCUCCUGGUGGGCUACACCUCAGCUCUGGACAGUGCCUUACUGCCAACUAAAAAUUAUGGAAAAGACGAAGCCUCUGCCCAAGAGUUCGCCAGCGACUUCAACAGUACCGCCGAGCAGGUGCUCUUCCAGAGCGUGACAGCCAGCUGGACCUACAACACCAACCUGACGGACUACAACUCCGCGCAGCAGGUCGCAGCUGCUGGUACGGAACAGGAAUUUAUUUCCGCAUGGGGACUAAAAGCCAAGGAACUUUUCAGUGAAACUAACCUUACUGACCCACAGCUAAAAUUAGUAAUAGAAUCUAUCUGGACACUGGGAGUUGCAAACUUGAAUGAAUCAGACCGUAACCUGAUAAACAACAUUCUCAGCCAGAUGAGAGAAAUCUACUCCACAGCAAAGGUCUGUCCGCCUGGGAGCACCACAAACUGCUGGCCUCUAGAACCAGAUCUGACUGAAAUCCUGGCCACUUCAAGGAGCUACAAGAAGCUGCUUUACGCCUGGGAGGGCUGGCACAAUGCGGCUGGAGUGCCUUUACGGGAGAAAUACCAACAGUUUGUGCAACUCAGCAACAAGGCGUAUAUGCUGGAUGGAUUCAAAGACACCGGGGAGUAUUGGCGAUCUUGGUAUACUUCAUCCACUUUUGAGGAUAAUCUAGAGAAGUUGUACCUUCAGCUGGAGCCCCUGUACCUCAACCUUCAUGCCUUUGUGCGCCGAAAACUGUAUGAACGAUAUGGAGCAAAGUACAUUAACCUGAAAGGGCCAAUUCCUGCACAUCUACUGGGCAACAUGUGGUCACAGCAGUGGAAUAAUAUCUAUGAUAUGAUGAUUCCUUUCCCUAACAAGACCAACGUAGAUGUCACUAAUACCAUGAUCGCACAGGGCUGGAACGCAACUCAUAUGUUUAGGGUUUCAGAGGAAUUCUUCACAUCACUUGGUCUCCUUGAGAUGCCCCAGGAGUUCUGGGAUAAGUCCAUGUUAGAAAAGCCAAAUGAUGGCCGGGAGGUGGUGUGCCAUGCAUCUGCAUGGGACUUUAAAAACAGGAAAGAUUUCAGGAUAAAGCAAUGUACCACCGUUACUAUGGAGCAGCUGUUCACUGUCCACCAUGAAAUGGGCCAUGUUGAGUACUAUUUGCAAUACAAAGACCUUCCAGUCUCUUUGCGCAAAGGAGCAAAUCCUGGAUUCCAUGAGGCCAUAGGAGAUGUGCUCUCCCUUUCUGUAUCCACCCCAAGCCACUUGCAGAAAAUUGGACUGUUAGAAAAUGUUGUAGAGGAUGAAGAGAGUGAUAUUAAUUACCUCCUUAAGAUGGCUCUGGAAAAGAUUGCCUUCCUGCCAUUUGGCUACCUGAUUGACCAGUGGAGAUGGAAUGUAUUCAAUGGUCGCACUCCGCCAAAUCGAUAUAACUAUGACUGGUGGAAUCUGAGAACAAAGUAUCAAGGAAUCUGUCCACCAGUGCCCCGGGAUGAAAUACAGUUUGACGCUGGAGCAAAAUAUCACAUCCCGAACAACACCCCCUAUAUAAGAUACUUUGUAAGUUUUGUGCUACAAUUCCAGUUCCACGAGGCACUUUGUGCUGCAGCGAAGCACACUGGCGCUCUCCAUAAAUGUGAUAUUUAUCAGUCUCGUGAAGCAGGCAAGUUACUUGAGGAUGUUCUCCGUGCUGGUGCUUCACAUACUUGGCAGGACAUUCUCAAGAACAUGACCGGAACGGACAAAAUGGAUGUUGGGCCCCUGUUGAAAUACUUUGAGCCGGUCACUAGAUGGCUGGCAGAGCAAAACAAAAACAAUGGAGACAUACUUGGCUGGCCAGAAUUUACAUGGACACCCCCUAUUCCUGAUGGAUAUCCUGGAGAUAUUGAGAAAAAUGCUAAUGAGAGGCAGGCGGAAGAUUUCCUAAGUCAGUACAACUCUACAGCAGAGGUGGUGUGGAACGCAUAUACCGAAGCUUCAUGGGCCUAUAACACAAACAUCACCGAUUACAACAACAAAGUUAUGCUGGAAAAGAACCUGGCGAUGUCUAAUCACACUCUACAGUAUGGGAGGCAGGCAAGGAACUUUGAUUACAGUGAUUUCCAAAGCGCAGAGACCCAACGUCUACUGAAGAAGCUCAGUGACAUUGACAAGGCUGCUCUGACAGAAGACGAACAGAGACAGUAUAAUGAAAUAGUCUCUGAUAUGGAAACCAUCUAUAGCAAGGCUAAAGUAUGCAAGAACGACAACUGUAUGCCUCUUGACCCAGAUCUAACGGAACUAAUGGCCAAAUCCAGAGACUACGAUGAACUGUUGUUUGCCUGGAAAGGCUGGAGAGAUGCAUCUGGCAAACAGAUGCGCAGCAAAUACACGGAAUAUGUGAGGCUUGGGAACAAAGCAGCAGUACUGAAUGGUCAUGCAGACAAUGGAGCCUAUUGGAGAUCCUGGUAUGAGACUCCAACUUUGGAGAGUGAUGUUGAAAGGCUUUAUAAUGAGUUGCAGCCUCUGUACAGCAACCUCCAUGCCUAUGUGCGCCGGGCUCUCUACAAGAAGUAUGGGGACAAGAAAAUUAAUCUGAAGGGGCCGAUUCCUGCCCACCUGCUUGGGAACAUGUGGGCACAGUCUUGGUCGAACAUAUAUGAUCUUGUUGUCCCCUUCCCCAAUGCGGCACAAGUUGAUGCUACCCCUGAAAUGAUUGCUCAGAAGUGGACCGCUAAGAAGAUGUUUGAACAAUCGGACAAUUUCUUUAUAUCUCUAGGCCUUCUCCCCAUGCCACCGGAAUUCUGGGAAAAAUCCAUGAUUGAGAAGCCUUCUGACAGAGAUGUGGUUUGUCAUGCAUCUGCCUGGGACUUCUAUAACAGGAAAGACUUUAGAAUUAAGCAAUGUACAGUAGUCAACAUGGAUGACCUCAUCACAGUACAUCACGAGAUGGGACAUGUUCAGUAUUUCCUACAGUACAAGGACCAACCAGUGACAUUCAGGGAAGGAGCUAAUCCCGGGUUCCAUGAAGCUAUCGGAGACGUGUUGGCUCUGUCUGUUUCCACACCAAAACAUCUCCACUCUAUUGGCCUUUUAAAAACACUUGAAGAAAAUACAGAAAGUGACAUCAACUACCUUAUGAGCAUUGCUCUAGAUAAAAUAGCCUUUCUGCCCUUUGGAUACCUGAUGGAUCAGUGGCGUUGGAAGGUGUUUGAUGGAAGAACCCCAGAAUCAGAGUAUAACCAACAGUGGUGGAACCUCAGGCUGAAAUAUCAGGGGUUGUGUCCUCCAGUUUUCAGAUCUGAAGAGGAUUUUGAUCCUGGAGCCAAGUUCCACAUCCCAGCCAAUGUUCCAUACAUCAGGUACUUCAUCAGUUUUGUCAUUCAGUUCCAGUUCCAUAAGGCUUUAUGUGCAGCUGCAGGUCAUACUGGACCUCUUCAUAAAUGUGACAUCUACCAGUCAAGGGAGGCUGGAAAAUUACUUGGAGAUGCCAUGAAGUUGGGCAAUAGCAAACCUUGGCCUGAGGUGAUGAAGGCAAUCACUGGAAAUACUAGUAUGUCUGCUGAGCCCCUUGUGGAAUACUUUAGACCACUGUCCGCUUGGUUGGAAGAGCAAAACAAGAACAACGGUGAAACUCUUGGCUGGCCAGAAUACAACUGGAGUCCAGAAUGUUUCAAGAACAACUGUGAUCACUGUCCCCGUCCCAAGUGAGACAUUUGCUCCAGGAAGUCAGAUUUGCAGUCGUAUAAUGGAGAAGAAAAGCAUCAGGGAGACGCUCCUUGAUUACAAGGUCCCUAUGGAUAGAGUUUUCCAUUGCUCUUUAGUAACCAGGAUCCUAAUACCAUAUGCAGGUCUGCAGGGAAAACUGAAUACAACAGAAUCUUGCUUUUCUGUUAAGACUGAUUUUCUCACAUCCUUUUUAUAUAGUGGACACAAAUACAGUUGUAUGUAUUUAAUGCCUAGUCAUUCCUAAAGUAUUCAGGUAAAGUAGAAAUGCUUAAUAUUUCACACAUUUCCUACCAUUCUAUUAAAUUCCUAAAGGCAAACUAGCAAAGUAUAAAAUACUCCCUUCCAGAGGUUGUACAGGUACAUCACCAUAACACACCUGAGGACAAUACUGGUCUCUUUCUCUUGUUCUCAGUAAGACAGUUCUUUUGUUCUGCUAUUUUAUAACUAAAAGUGUACUUUAUAAAGGACCUAUGCCCAAACUAUGAAGUGCUCAUUUGUGAGAAUCCAACCCCUAUAAUGUCCCCCCCUAAUGCCUGGGCCCCUCAUAUAGGUUAUACUUACCCUGAUCCCUGGCACUUGCGUUGCUCCUGAUGCCCGCAUGGCCGCUGCUGCAUCUCCCCGUUGCGGGGGGCACAGACAAUAGCAGGCCUCGACAGGGCAAGCCUCCCUAGCAUCCCCUUUGCAGUCUGCCCCAUCUCCCGUUGCUGGAUGAUUUCAUCCGUGCGAAGGGGAGAUGCAGCGGCGGCGGGCAUCAGAAGCAUUGCGGAUGCCAGGGAGCGGGGUAAGAAUAACCUAUAUGAGGGGGUUGUAUAACCCCUUUAAUUUUUUUCCUCUUGUUUUUCAUUAAGAACGUUCUAUUCUUCUGCUUUUUGAUAAGUGUAGUUUAUUUUGCAUUUCGUUUAUUUUAAGUUUCAUUAUUUAAUG